Molecule: messenger RNA, 249 nt
Organism: Protopolystoma xenopodis
Lineage: Eukaryota; Metazoa; Platyhelminthes; Monogenea; Polystomatidea; Polystomatidae
Source: the annotation of a GenBank genome assembly
CCAGCAGAAUGGCUAGCUCCUGAAAUGGAUAUCGACGCUGUUGAUCUGGGUGAGUACCACGUGAUCGGAGGAGUAAUUCGCUUUGAUCUACUCACUCUACCGAGGCAGCCGCGUACUGGUCGAGGAUGGACAAUUACCACGUGUGUGAGACCAGCUAAGCUCAUCCCGUUCGAUUAUAAUGUCGAACAGAGACAGCAAAAAGAUUCUCAACUGAUAAUUGAAGGUAAAUCGACUUCAGGGAUCUUCUGA